UUUUUGUCUGAACCCUUCCGCUCUCUCUACUUCAUCUCUUCAACCCGCAACUUUCUGUCCCACGACACACCCACCUCCUUGUGCGCCGCUCGUAACUACACUUGUUUGUCCGCCGCCGUUGCUGCUGGAACUUCUUGUGUAUUACACGUUGCUUGUUCCAUCUUCGAAGGAUCCAUUGUCACGGCGAGGCGCACUUCAUCAGCCGCGCGCAGCAUCACAGCCAGCGCCCCUUAGAUCCUCGUUUCCUCUCCUUCUUUUCCCCUCUCUGCGAGUCAAUCCACAACGUUCAUUUAGACUUCCUCCCCGCCCAUCGGCAGCAAAGGCACAUAUUCACCACUCAUCAUGUCUGACGAAAAGGUCCGGUCCUCAGUGGACAAUGCCCGCGAUCCCGCACAGCCAGUUCUCCCCACCGUGAACCCCAACCUCGAGAAGCAGAGUGCCCCAGAGGCAACCUUCCAUCCCGCCGUCUAUAUCGCAACAUGGAUCGGCCUCAGUUCCAGCGUCAUCGUCUUCAACAAAUGGAUAUUAGAUACGAAGGGUUUCAAGUACCCCAUUUUCCUUACGACAUGGCAUUUGACUUUCGCAACCUUGAUGACCCAAUUCCUCGCCCGCUUCACCACCAUCCUCGACUCCCGUAAAAAGGUUCCCAUGACUGGACGUGUCUACCUGCGAGCCAUUGUACCUAUCGGCAUCUUCUUCAGUCUUUCUCUGAUCUGCGGUAACCAAACAUAUCUGUACUUGAGUGUAGCAUUCAUCCAGAUGCUGAAGGCCACCACCCCUGUUGCUGUUCUCCUCGCGACCUGGAGUCUCGGCGUUGCACCACCAAACAUGAAGACUCUCGGAAACGUUUCCUUCAUCGUUAUCGGUGUUGUCAUUGCUUCCCUCGGCGAGAUCAAGUUUGUCAUGGUCGGUUUCCUCUUCCAGUGCGGUGGCAUCAUCUUCGAGGCCGUCCGUUUGGUCAUGGUCCAGCGUCUCCUGAGCUCUGCCGAGUUCAAGAUGGACCCUCUGGUUUCCCUCUACUACUAUGCCCCCGCCUGUGCUGUCAUGAACGGUAUCAUCUGCUUGUUCACUGAAUUCUCCCGCCUGUCCAUGGAUGACAUCUACAGAGUUGGCUCCUUCACCCUGGUUGCCAACGCUCUUGUUGCGUUCCUCCUCAACGUCUCUGUCGUUUUCCUCAUCGGCAAAACCUCUUCCCUCGUUCUCACUCUCUCUGGUGUCCUCAAGGACAUUCUCCUUGUUUUCGCCUCCAUGUUCCUUUUCGGCGACCCCGUUACUCUGCUCCAGGCUUUCGGUUACGGCAUUGCUUUGGCUGGCUUGAUCUUCUACAAGCUCGGUGCUGACAAGAUUCGAGAGUACACUGGCCAGGGUGGCAUGAUGUGGGCUGAAUUCGGUGCCACUCGCCCCGCCGCUCGCAAGAUCCUCAUCUUCGCGGUUCUUCUCGUUACCAUGUUCGUUCUUUUGGGUGGUCUUGCCCCUAGGUUCGCCCCCACUGCUACCGACAAGGCCUACAACAGGAUCGGUACGAUGCUCGGUGAGAAGGGCGCUUGAACGCUUUGCACUAAGAUUCAAUCAUCAAUCUGGAGUAUGUGCGAUGCAGUCAUUCUCGGGCCUGUUGCAUGCAUAGAUUCGCAGAUCCGCUAGGAGUUUUCGAGUCCAUAUCAAAUGGGGGGUUUUUGGUCCAGUGAUUCAUGGAGC
Aaosphaeria arxii CBS 175.79 is the source of this 1695-nucleotide messenger RNA. Its product is annotated as TPT-domain-containing protein. Gene Ontology annotation, molecular function: antiporter activity. The record is from RefSeq and is a predicted model, not a curated record. Gene Ontology annotation, cellular component: endosome; trans-Golgi network; Golgi apparatus. Lineage: Eukaryota; Fungi; Ascomycota; Dothideomycetes; Pleosporales. Bases 343 to 1548 code for a protein of 401 amino acids. The transcript is spliced from 5 exons.